AUGAGCUCGUACGGCUACGACCCGUUCUUCCCUCCCUACAAGCGGCGUUUCGCGGACGCUCCGCGCCUGCACGCGGUGGAGAUGGACGUGUCGGCCAAGCCCGACCUCUCGGCGGCCCUGCGGGACAUCCGAGCUCAGUACGAGAAACUGGCGGCCCGCAACAUGCAGAACGCCGAGGAAUGGUUCCGGAGCCGCUUCACCGUGCUCACCGAGAGCGCUGCCAAAAACACCGACGCCGUCCGGGCCGCCAAAGACGAGGUAUCCGAAAGCCGAAGGCUGCUCAAAGCCAAGACGCUGGAGAUCGAGGCCACCCGAGGUAUGAACGAGGCGCUGGAGAAGCAGCUGCAGGAGCUGGAGGAGAAGCAGAGCGCGGAUAUCUCUGCCCUGCAGGAUACCAUCAACAAGUUAGAGAAUGAGCUGAGGACCACAAAGAGUGAAAUGGCUCGGUACCUGAAGGAAUACCAGGAUCUGCUCAAUGUGAAGAUGGCCCUGGACAUUGAAAUUGCAGCCUAUAGGAAGCUGCUGGAGGGUGAAGAGACCCGACUCAGCUUCACCAGUGUGGGAAGCAUCACCAGUGGCUACACCCAGACUGCCCCCAGUUUUGGCAGGUCUGCCUACACUGGGCUCCAGUCCAGCUCCUACCUGAUGACAACCCGUUCCUUCCCCACCUACUACUCCAGUCAUGUCCAGGAGGAGCAGAUUGAAAUAGAGGAAACCAUUGAGUCUGCUAAAGUGGGAGAAGCCAAGGCAGCCCCUGCAGAAGAAGGUGAGGAGGAAGAGAAAGAGGAAGGUGAGGAAGAAGCAGGAGGUGAAGAGGCUGAAGAAGAGGAGGAAGGUGCCAAGGAAGAAUCUGAGGAAGCCAAAGAGGGUGAGGAAGAGGAAGGAGAAGAAGGGGAAGAAACAGCAGCUGAAGAAGGAGAGGAGUCUCAGGAAACUGCUGAGGAAACUGGUGAGGAAGAGAAGGAAGAGAAAGAACCAGCAGGAAAAGAAGAGAGUGAAGUGAAGAAGAAGGCUUGAUGCUUAGGCAGGCAGGCUUUCUCACCAGAAUAAAUGAUUGACUGAGCUAAAAUUGCAGUCUCACAUAUUUAUUAAUUCAGUGACCACUGAGGUUUAAAGUUAAUGAUGUUUCUCUCUGUGCAGAGUAUGAGUUUGCUUGCAGAGCACCCUCUGGCUUGUUCCCCGAGUGCCGCAUGGUCUACACGUAUGAAUUCAGGGGUUGUGUCUGUCUUGGGUGGUUCAGAACCUUAACAUUUAAAAAAAAGUCAUGGGAAUGAAAGUUCUCCUUAACUUGCAUUUAAAAAAUAAUUAUGGAAACCUUGGGUGGGUAAAAUAAUGGAGGCUUCAAUAAGUGUGUGCAAUAAGGCUAGUCAAUAAAGUUACAGAAAUG
Chaetura pelagica (chimney swift) is the source of this 1387-nucleotide messenger RNA. It is a transcript of the gene NEFL, whose product is annotated as neurofilament, light polypeptide. Gene Ontology annotation, molecular function: structural constituent of postsynaptic intermediate filament cytoskeleton. The record is from RefSeq and is a predicted model, not a curated record. Bases 1 to 1017 code for a protein of 338 amino acids. The transcript is spliced from 5 exons. Gene Ontology annotation, biological process: neurofilament bundle assembly. Gene Ontology annotation, cellular component: postsynaptic intermediate filament cytoskeleton; cytoplasm; axon. NCBI's taxonomy places the organism in Eukaryota, Metazoa, Chordata, Aves, Apodiformes, Apodidae.